AUGGCGUGCACCCCCCUGCUGAGCGAAGAGGACCUAUACCGGUUCCGCACAAAGCAGUGCCUGCGGUUGGCCAAGGGGGGAUGUGAAUUCGGGCUGGACCGAUGUCAGUACAGUCAUAGCGCAAAGUGGAUCAGGAGGUGUCCGUAUUACAUCUCCCUGCCGUCCUACCUGAGGUACAUCCCUGUGUCAUGCCCCUUUUUUAUGAAAAAGGGAAAACAGACUGACCAGGAUGAAGAAGAGCGAAACACCAUUUUCAGAAACUCCCUAUUCCUCACAAACAAGGAUGGAAGUGUGAACAAUAAUUUUUACAAAUAUAUUGAGGAGAAAAAUCAGAGCAAGUGUCCACUAGGGGUUGAAUGUCCACUGGCACACAGUAAGGAAGAAAUAGAUUACCACCCUCUGCUUUAUAAAACGAAAAGGUGUGAAGAUUAUAUGCAGGCCAACUGUAAUAGGUACUACUGUCCUAAUUUACAUGGCUUAGCAGAACAGAGAAAAAUAAAGGAGUACUUCAUCCCCUUCUGCAGCAAAAUAGACAUCCCCUCUUAUCCUAACGUUACCGUAGUGAGUAAAAUUCAAUAUGGUUCGUUUAAGGGACAGAAUCAGGGGAGGAGUUCUGCCAAGGAGACUACCUCCGCACAGCAAGGGUGUAACUCCUCUUCGUUGUUUUUUAACUACCAACAUGGGAAAAAUAAUAAUUCCCAUAGGGGUGGAAACAGAAGUGUCGACGUGAAGUAUAACUCGGUUAGAAUCCCCAACCGUGAGAAGAAACUACUCUCGUUGCAGGAUGGCCCCACUCAUGACAGAAGACGGAGCACCUACUGCUAUGACCACCAGUUUAAUACCUACGAGAAUACCUUAACAGGAAAAAAAAAAAAAAAUUCAAUUUUCUCCUACCUCAAUAAUUAUGACUAUAAGUACACCUUAUAUUUAAACAUUUUGAAAAAGUUUAUGCACCUUUUCAACUUGGACAUUUCGGACAUGGACUCGGGGGUGCAUCUGCCGGACCGUUUGGCUAGCCACGUGGAGGACUCUUUAUGGGGGAUCGACCCUGUCAAGAAAACACCCUCCGAUGUGAGCCUCUCUGACCAGAACGCUACCCCCAUUUGGAGCAGCACCUUAGGGAUCCCUCCCAAAGAGGACAGUCAGACGCAGUUCCCAACGGAGAACAUCUUCCUGAACAAAAAAUAUUCUCACAUUCUAGAUCAUAUAAUUAACAAAAAUUUGGAACUUACGAAAAAUAAAAUUAGAGAAAGGAACCACUCCGCCAAGAGUAGCUACACGGACAUAGACGACAACCUGCAGAAGACCACCUCCAACGAUAGCAGCAAUGUUUGCGGAUCCUUCACUGAACAUUUGGACAGACAGAUCAUGACCCCCGCGGAAGACGACAACCAAACAUAUGAAAGCUUUUUAAAUUUACUCACCCAUGUCCUGUGUUUGCUUUACUUCACGACCGACUCCAGGGCGCACUCAUCCUUCGAUCUGUACACGCAAGAGCUAGCCAACCGGAUUCACUGUGAGAGUAAAAAAAUGAGGGACAUCAGCAUGGAGAAAUACCUGGCCAGUACCGUGAAGGAACUGAUUUAG
Molecule: messenger RNA, 1587 nt
Organism: Plasmodium coatneyi
Lineage: Eukaryota; Apicomplexa; Aconoidasida; Haemosporida; Plasmodiidae
Exons: 2
Coding region: 1-1587 (528 amino acids)
Molecular function (GO): metal ion binding
Source: RefSeq, a predicted model, not a curated record